GACCUACUAAGGUUUCAACGGUGGCCCACAGGUCUUCACACGGUUAAAGGUGGUGAGCGACUCACUCUGCAAGAUACGUGUCCACGGCCCUCUAUUUUUAACCUUUUCAUCUUCCUUUGGGACUCUUCCUCCAAAAUGGCCUUCUUCUCCUCACCUAUCUUCUUCAACCUCCAUCUAUUCAUCACCAUCUUCCUCUCAUUCUCCGGGAUCGAUCCCGUAUCGGGCUGUUUCACCUCCAUCUUCAGCUUCGGCGACUCUCUCACAGACACCGGAAACUUCCUCUACAUCGAUAACACUUCCAACAUCGGCAAUUUCCCCUAUGGAGAGACUUACUUCCACCAUCCAACCGGCCGAUGCUCCGAUGGACGUGUACUCGUCGAUUUCAUUGCUCAAGCAUUUGGACUUCCAUUGCUUCCACCAUAUCUCGCAUGUUCGGACGGUCAAGAUCUUCGGCAGGGAGCGAAUUUUGCUGUCGCGGGGGCCACUGCGAUCGAUGCCGCCUUCUUCGAAGAGAGGAAGAUUGGAGGUGUGGUGGCCAACAUAUCUUUGGGAAAUCAGAUCUCGUGGUUCAAAGGCCUGUUGCCUGCUCUUUGCGACUCACCAUCAGGGUGCCGCAAAUUCCUGAGAGGAUCUCUUUUUCUGGUUGGAGAGAUUGGCAUCAAUGAUUACUUCUACCUGUUCAGUAAUGGAUCGAGCUUAGAAGUGAUCCGGACCUACGUUCCUCAAGUUGUCAGUAGCAUUGGUUCCGCAGUCCAUACGCUGAUCGAACACGGGGCCAUGACACUUGUGGUCCCAGGCGGUCUGCCAUUGGGCUGCUUUGCCUCAAUCCUCACAAUUGCUGCCAGCUCGAACAAGGAUGACUAUAACAAUGAAACUGGUUGCCUAAAGAGAUGGAAUGAGCUACUUCAGUAUCACAACGAUCUACUGCAAAUAGAGCUGGACCGGAUGCGGGACCUCCACCCUCACGCCACAAUCAUCUACGCUGAUUAUUACAAUACUGUGUUGCGUGUCUACCGCUCUCCUCUCCAGUUCGGAUUUAGCAAGGGAGCACUCCCAACAUGCUGUGGAGUGGGUGGUCCUUACAAUUACGACCCCUUGUUCUUAUGUGGUACCCAUGAAGCACGAGUCUGCAAUGAGCCAUGGUUGUAUUGGAACUGGGAUGGAAAACACCCAACGGAAGGUGGGCAUAGAUUGAUAGCAGACGCUGUAAUCAAAGGACUAUAUGCCUUUCCACCCAUUAAUAGUCCAUGUCUGCAGCUAGCAUCGCAUGUUAAACACAAUGGUCGGUACAAAUAUAUGUAGUUUACAAAUACGGUGAGCGUAUUGUAUGUGAUUGUGAUCGGUGGGCCGGCACGCUUUAUUCCAUCCAUGUUUAUGCCACAAGAGUGGAAAUAAAAGUGAUGACUAUUAGCACUUAUUA
Magnolia sinica is the source of this 1420-nucleotide messenger RNA. RefSeq names its product GDSL esterase/lipase At1g28570-like. NCBI's taxonomy places the organism in Eukaryota, Viridiplantae, Streptophyta, Magnoliopsida, Magnoliales, Magnoliaceae. Gene Ontology annotation, molecular function: hydrolase activity, acting on ester bonds. The transcript has 5 exons. Bases 136 to 1302 code for a protein of 388 amino acids. The record is from RefSeq and is a predicted model, not a curated record.